Messenger RNA from Lates calcarifer (barramundi perch), 6992 nucleotides. Its product is annotated as FYVE and coiled-coil domain-containing protein 1. Gene Ontology annotation, cellular component: lysosome; autophagosome; late endosome. Gene Ontology annotation, molecular function: metal ion binding. Gene Ontology annotation, biological process: plus-end-directed vesicle transport along microtubule; positive regulation of autophagosome maturation. The transcript is spliced from 18 exons. The record is from RefSeq and is a predicted model, not a curated record. Bases 163 to 4605 code for a protein of 1480 amino acids. Lineage: Eukaryota; Metazoa; Chordata; Actinopteri; Centropomidae.
CGUUUAAAUCUUUAUUUAAUAUUAAGGCGUUUUGCUUCAUUUACAACCAAACUGCGACGGCUUGUAACAGAAACUGACGUUAAAAAAGACCAGGAAAUGAAGAGCUGAGAGCAGGUGCAUGUCAUUUAGCACUCGCAAGAAUUCCCUGACAUUUUCCCCAUAAUGGCCUCCUGUUCAUCGGUUGGAGAUAAUCAACUGCAGAGGAUAAUCAGAGAUCUGCAUGAUGCUGUGUUGGAGUUGAGUAAAGAGCACAGGGAGUGUGGAGAACCCAUAACUGAUGACAGCGCCAGCCUGCACAAGUUCUUUUAUAAACUAGAAUACCUGCUACAGUUUGACCAGAAAGAGAAGACAACCUUUCUUGGCCAGAGGAAAGACUACUGGGAUUACUUCUGCGACUGCCUGAUUAAGAUCAAGGGAGCUAACGAUGGCAUCCGUUUUGUUAAGUCCAUCCCUGAGUUAAAGACGUCGCUGGGGAAAGGAAGGGCCUUCAUCCGCUACUCACUUGUUCACCAGCGUCUUGCAGACACGCUGCAGCAGUGUCUUAUAAACCAGAAGGUCACAAGUGACUGGUAUUAUGCCCGGAGUCCAUUCCUCAAGUCUCACCUCACUACUGACAUAAUCAACCAUCUUUAUGAGCUCAACCAGAUCCAAUUUGACGUGGCGGCCAGAGGUUACGACCUCGAUGCAGAUUGGCCAGCCUUUGCAAGGCGAACAUUAGGCACAGCCUCACCAGCUUUCCUGUGGAAGCCUCCCAGUCGCUGCUCCAGCAUCAACAGUCUGGUUAGCAGCUAUUCACAGUCACAGGCGCAGGAGUUUCUUCCAAUUCCAGACCUGAGUCACAGUCUCCUUGGUGAACUGGGAGAACUGGGGGAACCUUCUCCCUGCAGCAUCGCAGAGAAUCUGCGCAUUGAGCUCGACCAGUCUGAGCUCAGACAGCAGGAGCUUCUGGUUCAGGUUCAGGAGUUAAGCAAGGAGGCUAUUGAGCUGAAAGGUGUGGUUAAAAACCUUCAAGGAGAGCUAGCAGCUCAGAAGUCCUCUGGCAACUCACUGUCAACAGAAGCCCAAAGUAACCAAGAAGCAGGAAAUCAGGAGAGAACAAAUCACAUUCACACCUGUAGGGAAGCAAUAAACAGUGAACUUCAAGACAGACUCACAGCUGCUGAGAACAAAAACAUGGAGCUUCUCUCUAAGUUGGAUGAAGCUCUUAAAGAAAAAGGCCAACAAACAGCAAGCUACUGUGACUCAGCCUGGAAAAUCCAGGAACUCCUGGAUAAACUUAAGACAGCAGAGGAGGAGAGGCUGGAGGCAAAGAGAGAGGCUGAAGACAGGGCCAGGCACUCUGAGCGUCUAUCCCAGGAACUCAAACUCAGGGAAGAAGACUUGAGAAACAGCGAGGAGAAACUAAUUGAAGUAAAAGCUGGAGCAGACGACGAACGGGAUGAGGCGCUCAAACGGUUGGAGGAGCUCCAAGGGGUUGUCGGUCGAAUUCAGGGGGCCCUGAGUUUGAAAGAGAAGGAGACAGGGAACCUGAGAGCCCAGCUUCAGGAUCUACAAGCGUCGCUGGAGUGCAGGGAACGACAGGCAGAGGAACUGAGGAAAAGACUGCAAGAAGAGAGGGAGGAGGUGGAGCAGAGAUGUAGCAUGAGCGGUGGCCAGAAUGAGGAACUUCAGAACUUGAUCCUGGAUUUAAGAAAAACCCUAAAAAACAGAGAUAAAGAGCUUGCUGUUAGUUCAGAGAGAAUAAAACACUUGGAGGAACAGGUGGAGAAGCUAAAUGAUGAGAAGGAAAGCCUGAGCUCUAAACUUAAUGAUAAUGAAGUCACUUCUUGUGAUGAACCUGAGAACACUGAGGACUACAAAACCCAAUGCAGCAAUCUCAUGGAAAUAAACACUAAGCUACUCCAAACAGUAAAGAAGAGUGAGGAGAGCAUUACAGAGCUGACAGAGGGCAGGACAGCCUUGUUAGAUCAUCUAGCUUCUUUGAGGGCUUCUGAGAAGCACUUAAAAGGUAGAGUAGAGGCCUCAAAUAUGUGUGUGGAGGCCCGGGAGAAGAAGCUUCUAGAUGAAAACCUGCAUUUGGAGGAGACUGUUCAGAAGGCACUUGUCCAGAAGGAAGUAUCAGAUGCUCAAUUAAAGAAGCUAGAGCAUGAGAACAGGGAGCUUCUUGAGGUUCAGUCAUUGCUAAAGAAACAGUUAGCAAGAAAUCAGCAGGAGUUGGACUCUCUCACCACCAAAGCUGCAAAGCUGGACAAGAACCUCACAGUGUCCCAAAGAAGCCAAGCAGAGUUACUUGAAAAACUCCAGGAAACUGAGGCUAAACUCAGAGAUCAGACCGUUAAAUGUGGGCUUCUGCAGGCUCGAGCAGAGGACCUGGAGAGCAGGACUGGAGAGCUGCAUGAUGAAAAAGGAGCUGCAGAGAGCAAUGAAAAAAUGCAGAAGCUUCACGAUGAGCAUCAGACUUCCUCAAUGGAAACCAAAGAGGCCCCGUUCAGGCUGGUGAUAGCUGAGGCUCAACUGGAGCUCAACCUAAGGGAGGUGCAUCGGCUCCGGGAGGAGGUGGUGGAGCUCAGGGCUCAGCUUCUGGCAGGAACUGAGGAGAGGAUGAAAGUUCAGGCCCUACAGGAGGUGACGGAGGCCUCUAGAGAGGACCUCCGUGUUUUGGCAGAACAACUCAAGGCUCAGGUGGAGGAGCUAAACCGCCGGCAUGUGGAUGAGAUUCUUCGCUCCCGGGAGCGAGAGGAGGCUCUCGUCCGUGAGCGAGACGGUGAGGCUCAGGCCCGAGCAAGUCUGGCUGCAGAGGUGACAGCAUCCAGAGAGGAACUUAAUAAACUGAAGCUGCGAUAUGAGGCCCAGUGUCUGGAGAAUAGUGAAUCCAGGGAAGCACUCCAUAGAGCUAACACAGAAACAGCUGAGCUUGGUGUGCAUGUUUGCAUGCUAACCGCUGAGAAUGAAGAGGCCCGUCUGCGCUGGGAGAGCCUUUCAACAAGGCUCCAAGAGCUGGAGGACGAGGCGUCUCAGGAAGCUGAGAGGCUGAACAGCUGCAUGGAACAGCUUCGUCAAGAGAACCAGCAUCUCCUCAGUCAGCUCCAUAAUGAGGAAGUAACCAAGCUGGAGCUGCAGAAGCUGAGCGAGGCCCAGCAGGAUGCUGAAACUGUGCAGGAGACAAACCAGGAAGAGAUCCAGGCGCUUCGCUUCCAGCUCAGCAGCCAGGCCAUGAGCCACGGAAGCCAGCUCCAGAGUUUGAGCCAAGAGUUACAAGAAGUGAAAUUACAGCUGACAACCGAGCAGGAGAAAGUGGUCGAUCUGGAGAACAAACUCAGUGAGCUAAAGGCUGAGAAUCAGAGAUAUUACCAACAGAUUGAGGAGAAAAACAUCCAGAUGGCCAAGUCUGAAAAUCUCAUCCAGCAGAAAGAAGACAAGAUAAUCCAUCUGAAAGGGAAUUUAUCAAGGUCUGAGGACAGUUUAGCAGCAGCUCAGCGGACAUGUCAGGAAAUGAGUGAAAAUCUACGGAAAGUCAUGCAGGACAAACAGAGCGUUGAUCUCAAGACCGCUGCUGAACUCGAUGACCUCUACCGCACCAAAAUCAAUUUGGAGGAAAGACUCGUAGAACUCAUCAGGGAGAAAGAUGCACUUUGGCAGAAAACAGAUGCCCUGGAGUUUGAGCAGAAACUGCGGGAUGAGGAGACGGAGAGAGACGUGAACUACUGUCUGGGCUGUCACAGUCAGUUCAGCUGGUGGCUCCGCAAGUACAACUGCAGACUGUGUGGGCGUCCCUUCUGCUACUACUGCUGCAGCAACACAGUGAGCACCCAACAGGGCGGCAACAGAGAGCGCUGCUGCAGUGACUGUUAUAACCAGCACAGUGCAGUAGUGGAGCGCCACCCACAGGAGGAAGUGACUAACAGCACACCGGGGACACCUUUCAGCCGUUUGCUGCAGGCUGGGAGAGCUGUGACCAGUGUCUCAGGGGCAGAUGAAGGUGACACACAGGAUGAUGGUGUUUUUGACAUCAUCACAGAGGAAGAAGUGAGUGGGGUCAGUGAUUCCCUCUCUUUUGUCACCGCCUGCUCUCCUGGACAUGGACAGCAGGGGGCAGUGCAGCUAAACAGCAGUGCCAGUGCGGGAGACCUCACAUCAGAGGAUACUGAGGACCUCAGUGCUGCAGUGCAGGAUGCAGAGAUUUGCCUGCUGAAGUCUGGAGAACUCACUCUUUCGGUCCACUUCUCGGUUGAUGACAUCUCAGGGUUUGGGGACAGCUCCCGAGAGCUCUUCAUCAAGUCCAGCUGUUACAGCACCAUCCCUAUCACUAUGAGCAGUCCUGGUCCCACUGUCACCUGGACUUUCACCUCUGAACCCAAGAGCAUCGCCUUCAGUGUGGUCUACAGGGAGAGUACAGAGACGCCACUGGAGCAGGCCAAGGUUUUGAUCCCACUGACUCGCUGUAACUCCCACAAAGAGACAAUCCAGGGGGAGCUGAAAGUGAGGAACCCUGGAGAAUACACACUCAUCUUUGACAACUCCUUCUCCAGGUUCAUCUCAAAGAAAGUCCUGUAUCAUCUGAGUCUUGACAAGCCUGUGGUCUAUGAUGGGACUGACCUCCUCUGAGCGUGACAGGAAGGACCAUAAGCAGGUGUAAAACUUUAAACAUUCAUUCAGGGUGUUAAAGCUCAUGCGCAUUAUUUUAAGGCAACUGGGUCAGAGUCUACUGAUGUUCAGCAACCUCACUGAAAGGUUCUGGCAUUUUAAAAAAAGUCUCUCUCUGCUUGCUCAUGAAAUUUCACACAUCAGAUGAACUCUGAUCAUGGGAAAGCAGAACAAAGGCUGAAAACAGUGAAGUAAAACAAUGUUACAUGAGUUAAUGUGAGCAUGCACUACCUUUUAUAAAAGCUUGAUCUUGUAGUUUACAUGUAGCAUUAAGGGUGUUGAACUUCACUCGAUUAAAAGGUUUGUCGCAUAUUUGAAUGUGAAGAACUUGUGUGUGCAUGCGUAUGUUACAGGUUUGUCAACAUCUACAGAUGCAGGUCAUGUGGCAAAUUCUUACUGCAUACUUUCAGAAGUAAAGCUACAGUUCUGCUUCAACCAGAAGUCAAAUUGUUUGGUAAAUGAAGUGUUCCCAUUUUGUUCCCAUUAUUCGCUUCUCAUGAAGACUGCUGUUGUUAAAAUGGGAAUAAUGUGCUCUCUGCACCCUGACAAAUAAUUUAAUACAUUUUAAUUUAAUACAUAUCCUGGGAAAAUCAAUAGAGAAACCCAGACAGGAGUGCCUGUUUUUCACUAGUAUUAAAUAAAGUGUUAAAUAGUUACUUUAAGUUACUUUACCACAUUAAUGCAAGAAUAAUCAAAAAAUCUAGUACUAAUACAUGUAGGAAAAACACCCAGAGCUGUUUAAGAAAGAGUUACCAUGGUGUAAAUGGUUUGACUGAUGUUCAACUGUUGUGGUAAGUAAAGUUGAGGAGUUUGUGGUUGUCACUGUUGACAACCUGCGAUUAAAUCCCAACUCAUACAAAGAUUUCAUCGAGUUAAGUGUGUUUUAGUUGCCUAAACUAGUGUUUUUAGAACAAUAUCACUAAAACCAUAGUUUAACUUUUUGUUUUACUUUCUUAAACACACCAUUAACAAACCAUUUCAUAUAACUGAGCCUUUAAAUGGGUGUUCAUGUUCUGUUAUUGGUGGGGAAACUUAUCUGUGUCCAAAACAUGCACUGUAGUGUGUCGUUAAGUUCAGGAUCAUUUCACAUAUCUUUACGAUUGUUGCCUUUUCAGCUGUCAGGAUUUACAAGAAAUGGGGUUUUUUUGCAUUGCAAUCAUGACUUCUGUGCACUUCUGUGAAAGCUGUGGUGCCAGCGCAUCAUUCAGUUUUAAUUGUCUUCACUAAAAAGGCUUUAAUUAAGUGUGGGGGUUCUGGUGAUUGCAGAUGAAGAAAGAGAAGAAUGUGGUUUCUAUGCAUGGUAAACACUAAGAAUGUGCACAUGCUUACGCAGCUUAACCCUCGAAGGGUUAAAAGUGGGAGCAUAUAUCAAAAUAUAAGUUUCAGUGCUUUAAAUAUCUAGUUUUUUCUUGGCGCUUAAUAUAAAUCAUCAUUAAUGUUUUGACAAAAAGUGAUGAUUUUGCAUUAAAUUUAGCAAGGAUGUGAUCAUUUCAUUUUAGAUGAAGAAAUAGUGUUUUUAUUAGAAGAAUGAACAAAAGAAUUUAUAUUUAUAGUACACUUUUCUAGAUGGAAAGAGAUGUUUGUUUUUCAGUAUAGUUGUUUACUGUUGCUGUGUAAUGUUCUGAGUACUGAGUUUUGCAGUGUGUCACACAGAAAGAGUUUGAAUCUCAGCAUACAGCCUUCAAAUAAUACAAAUCCAAAAAGCAGUUUUUAUACUUGAAGUUGUCCAGUGUGGACUUAUUUGAAGAGUUAAAUGUUGAAAUGGACCUUUUUCAAUUAGUUAUCCUCUUUUGAGUGUCUUAGAAUUGAUUCUUUGAUUAUACUGACUUAAAUAUACUAAACACUUCUUUAUUACAGAGUUUCCAAAAUGUCUUCCAACAUUUUAAAAACAUUUUAUAACAUAUUUUGAACAUAACUGACCAGAGGAAGAAAUUUCCUUUCUACAAGAAAUUCACUUUUUAUACAUAUCUGAGUAAGAAGAGUGAUGCAUUGCCAAAUAUAUUGGAGAAACAUAUCUGUCUGUUUUAGUGUUUGUAAAUGGGAGUUUCUGGUUAACGACAUUGCAACACGACUGUGGUAUAAUGCACUUUGAAAGGGCUUUUUGCCAGUCUGCAUCCCAUGAGCCUUUGUGCCAGUUGAUGAAUGGUUUUCUUUUCCUUUGUAUCUAGUAAGUGUGUGAUUGUAGAUGUUUACAGCUGGAUUUGCCAGAGGGAAACUUUAACUCUCUGACUUAACUUGAUCUAUAAAUGAUUGUUGACAAUGUUUUAUUGAAAUGUCAUUUACAUACUAAAGAUUUAUAAUAGAAUGGAUUUAAUAUUAUGGACAAAUAAAUAAAUUGUGUGAUAAUU